UUCUCACUAAUUCCAGCUCGUAAAAUCUUAAGUGCCGCUACACAAAAAAAGUAGUUUGCCGUAGCUCUCCGUGAUCCGUUACAUUUUCCGUUAUCACGCUAAAGCUAAAGUCGGCUGUGGACUGCAUGACCGAGGAACAGCUCGGAUUGAACAGAGUGCAGGUGCCCAGUUUCUGUUUUCUUAAUUGGAUACGCUGAGAAUGGAUGAGGAUUCUGUUCUGCCAGGCAUGGAUCGUGUCCAGCAUGAAAGUCUGCUCAUGAAGAGGGAUCUAUGAAGAUAACCCUGCAAGUCUUCAGUCUUCUUUGUCUAUUAGAUCGAACGCAUCAGCAUACAGGAGCUUUAUAGGCUAGACAACAUGUGUCAUGUCAUUGUAACAUGCCGGUCUAUGCUUUGGACCUUGUUGAGCAUCGUGGUGGCGUUUGCUGAGCUGGUGGCCAUCAUGAGUGCUGAUUGGUUAGUAGGGGUACAACACCCAUCUCAGUUCAACGCCUCAGCUCCUGGACCUCCAGACCCUAACCCACCCACGCUCGGCCUCUACAGUCGCUGCAUCCGAGUGUCUCAACAGAAGACGAUUCAGUGCGGACCCUACGCUGCAGACUUUACCGAGAUUGCAAGUGGAUUUUGGCAGGCCUCCAUUAUAUUCCUGGUUGUUGGAAUCUUCCUGCUGUCCAUAGUGGGCUUUCUUGCCGUCUUUAGCAUGUGCUUUCAGAGUAUCCUGGGAAAAAGCAUCUUCAAUGUGUGCGGCCUACUUCAAGGCAUAGCAGGUCUGUUCCUGAUGCUCGGACUGAUGCUCUACCCAGCAGGCUUCGGCUGUGAUAAGGUGGUCAGCUACUGUGGCCCUGAAGCUUCCCCGUAUAAACCGGGUCAGUGUUCAGUGGGCUGGGCUCUCUACACAGCAAUAGGAGGGACGGUGCUCACUUUCGUCUGCGCCAUGUUCUCUGCCCAAGCCGAGAUCGCCACCUCCGGCGACAAGGUUCAAGAUGAGAUAGAUGAAGGCAGGACUCUCAUCUGUGUGCUGUGAAACAUUUAGCUAGAAGACUAACAUCUCUCUCAGAGUCACGAGCCGAACGUUUUCGAGUUGUUUUUCUGUCGCCGCUCGGCAGGGCUCAUUGAUGUUACACGGUGCUCUCUUUUUGAUUGAUCGACUCUAGAAGAGAUGCAGCCCGAUGAUGAUGAUGAUGAUGACGGUGGUAAUGAUAGUAAUAACACCCUUUAAUCCAAAAUUCUUUAGUUUUUUGUGCCAAAUUCAAAACAUGCACAGUUAGUUAUCCAAAGUAGUAUUUUGAAAAUGUAAUAUCUUGAUAAUAUUGUAAAACGUAUUAAGGGUUAGAAAGUUAGGCUAUGAGAUAAGAAGUACGAAUAUAAAUCGAUGCCUAGUGUGUAUAUCCUACUUAUUAGGGACGUAAAUUUUACCGAAAUCGUUUGCCUUAGAAACAUAUCGAGGAGCAUUAUCUGAGGUGAAGCUACAAAUUUUUGGCCUUCAAAACCUCUGCAUCAAAGAAACCAAAGUGAAGUUUCUGUGGCCUUUGAAUUCCAUUUGUUCCUCUUUAUGUACUUGUAUUUAGCCCAGAUUAUCCACUUCGAGCUCAAGGAGGCAUUAAUAUUUUUGUGCUGAUUGUAUCCCACAGUGCUAGAAACAGAUAUAAAGCUCUCUGUUCAUUAAGGUACAAAAGACAUGAAUGCAACAUCUGUGAUGCAAUAUGUGAGCCCAUUUCUUCUUCUUCUUCUUCUUAUUUUUUUAAAGGUAUGCAAUCAUUUCUGAGGUUGUUGUAGAGGGCAGGUAUAAAGCUCCAGGGACAAACUGUGUGUCUUUAGAGUAGGUCAAAAAUCAUUUAUUUUUAGCUUCAACUAUAGUUAGUUCUUUGUAGUUGUGAUGGCAACAGGCUACAUUUUUUUUUUUUUUUUUUUUGCAUUUAAUACUUACUGUUCUUUCUUUCUCGCUUUCUCUCACCCACACACACACGUUUAUCUAACAGUUUUGUGCAGGAGUUCAUUGGAAGUGGUUUCAUUUAACUUUUGCUGCCUUUAUUUUUUUUUCUUUCAUGUAUUUGUUAUAUUAACAAAAAUAUUUUGUAUAUUUUUAUAUCUGUUGCUGUGCUUUUAGUGAGCAGUAUGAAUUAAAAUUUUAG
Messenger RNA from Clarias gariepinus (North African catfish), 2129 nucleotides. It is a transcript of the gene lhfpl2b, whose product is annotated as LHFPL tetraspan subfamily member 2b. Gene Ontology annotation, cellular component: membrane. The transcript is spliced from 3 exons. Lineage: Eukaryota; Metazoa; Chordata; Actinopteri; Siluriformes; Clariidae. The record is from RefSeq and is a predicted model, not a curated record. The coding region runs from base 356 to 1021 and encodes 221 amino acids.